AAUAACUGUCAAAUUGUUAUUUUUACUUCGCGGUGGAAAUAUUGUCGUUUGUUGUGAAUUGUGAUAUAAAUCAAUUUUAGUGGCGACAUGGCAGGUUUUACUGAAAAUGCGUUGGUUCGUAAACUUCAAGAACUGAAUUCAAGUCAACAAAGUAUUCAAACGUUGUCUUUAUGGUUAAUUCACCAUCGCAAACACCACGCUGCCGUAGUUAAAACUUGGUUUAAGGAAUUGUUAAAAGCGAAAGAUAGUAAACAACUCACUUUUAUGUAUCUUGCCAAUGAUGUGAUACAAAACAGUAAAAAGAAAGGUCCAGAAUAUGGUAAAGAAUUUGGCGAGGUUCUCGUGCCAACUUUUCAACACAUGGCCAAGACUGGUAUCAAUGCAAAAACCAAGCAAUCACUGCACAGAAUACUGUCCAUUUGGCAAGAGAGAGGCGUAUACGAUGCUGACAAGAUACAAGAAUUUAAAGAAGCAAUGGAUCCAAACGAUGCAAUACCUAAUCAAGGAACUAAACGUAAAACAUCAGAGGUAAAGGAGGAGGUAAAAGAGACUGAGAAGAAGCCAAAGUUAGAGAAUAAAGAGAACAGAGAGCGACGUAGAAGUGAAACUAAAGUAGAAAUUGAUGGUCACAUAGAGACACAUGUUACACUCAGUCCAAAAACUCCUCCCGGUGACCCUCCGGAACCUGAAGAAUUAAUUAAGGCAUUAUUAGAAUUGGAAUCGAGUGCAUCAAGUGAUGAGGCAGUUAGAGAAAGAAUCGCCUCCCUUCCUCCGGAAGUAUCUGAAGUACAAUUAUUAUCUAAGUUAGCAGAUAAGGAAGCAGCACUCAGUCUGAGUACCGUAGUCAACUCAGCGGUGGAACUGCUGGCUGAAUACAACCUGAGGCUGACUGAGGAGUUGGAGAAGAGAAGACGGGUGGCGGGCAUGCUGCGGGACUUCGCGCAGGCGCAGAGAGACCUCGCCAAACAGGCGGAGGCCCGGCUAGAGGAAUAUAAUAUUAAACUGCAGAAAAUAUAUGCAGUGAAGGCUGAAGUGAAAUCGCACAUAGAUAAUUUGCCGGAUGUAUCCAGAUUGCCUGAUGUUACCGGAGGUCUAGCCCCUUUGCCUUCUGCGGGCGAUCUGUUCAGUAUUUGAAAUCCUGUAUACAAAGUCUUUAAUAUAAUAUGUAUAUUUAAUACAAUAUUGUAUACAAGUUAUAGCUUGGAUAAUACAAUGUGUGGAAUUUUUGUUUUUCUUUCAAUGUUAUACACACAUUAAUAAUUCUUUAAUUUUCUUUUUAAUGUAAACUAGAUUAAUUACAUCGUUACUUUAAUGUACAACUACAUUUUUUAUAUUUUCAUAAUUAUUUGCUUUUAUAGUUUAAGGUGGCAUAUGAGCAUGCAGGCACCUAAAUUCACCAAAUAGGCAGCGGUCACUUAAGUGAAGUGAAGUGACGUGAUAGACAUUUGCCGAUAUGUUGCCUUCCUUUAAUCAGCAGAGAAAGGUACACAGAAAGAGGAUCCAGUUCCCCUUCCUAUUCUCUCCUUGCUAUAAAAGAGUGGAAAGGGAAAGAGGAGUACAAUGAGGCCUCCAGCACGCAAACACAUCAAACAAAACGUGAAUUGAUUCCAUUUCACGCUUGUCUUUAUUGCUUUCAAUAGAAAUAAUUAAUAACUAACUGAUUUAACAUCAAAAUUUAGUUAACCAAAGUAAAGUUUAUAUUUUUUCCAUUAUGUCAUAAAAAGUAAGGUUAGUUUUACAUUAAAGAAGCGAAUUAAAAAUAUGUGCCUCGUAAAGUAAGAAGUAGUUUGAAGAAGUUAAAACGCUGAAAUGAAAUGUGUACAUUAAACGUAAGGAAAAGUUACAUCAUAGUAAUGUGUUCAUUGAUGACGUCACAAUUUAAAAUAAUAUAAAUUUAAUUGAAUUAGAAUCAUUAUCCAAUUUACGCUUUAAAUUUACAAUAAAAGACAUGUAAAAUUUUGCUGUAUUAAGAAA
Messenger RNA from Papilio machaon (common yellow swallowtail), 1974 nucleotides. Its product is annotated as regulation of nuclear pre-mRNA domain-containing protein 1B. Bases 88 to 1134 code for a protein of 348 amino acids. Gene Ontology annotation, biological process: mRNA 3'-end processing. The transcript is spliced from 6 exons. Gene Ontology annotation, molecular function: RNA polymerase II complex binding. Gene Ontology annotation, cellular component: RNA polymerase II, holoenzyme. Lineage: Eukaryota; Metazoa; Arthropoda; Insecta; Lepidoptera; Papilionidae. The record is from RefSeq and is a predicted model, not a curated record.